Molecule: messenger RNA, 2858 nt
Organism: Orbicella faveolata
Lineage: Eukaryota; Metazoa; Cnidaria; Anthozoa; Scleractinia; Merulinidae
Product: two pore channel protein 1-like
Biological process (GO): monoatomic ion transport; transmembrane transport
Cellular component (GO): lysosomal membrane; endosome membrane
Molecular function (GO): voltage-gated channel activity; monoatomic ion channel activity
Source: RefSeq, a predicted model, not a curated record
CUCAGACAAAUUCUGCUCUCACUUCCACCAAUCUUGGACAUGCUGUUCCUGUUGUUCUUUGUCAUGGUAAUCUUUGCAAUGCUUGGUAAGUAAUAGCUAUAAUUAUAACAAAGUAGUUGACAAUUUUUCAUAAGCUAAAAAUCCUUUUAAAAUAAUCAGUGCUGUGAAAUUAGUUUUACUCUGAUCUGUCUUCAGUUAUACAUACAUGUAUGCAUUUUAGAAGUGGUUAAUUGACAUCGUUAUCAGUCCUCAAGCUCUCCUCUUGGAGAAUAGGGCCAUUGACUUGUCUCCUCCAAUCUGCUCUGUCUCUCGCAGUGGCAACAGCUUCAUUCCAAACUGUGGCAAAACCCAUCCUCUCCCUCUCUCCCUCUACAGUUCUCCAUGUGUCCUUAGGUCGACUUCUGCUCCUCUUACCCUCGGAUGCCCAGGUUAGGGCAAUUUGUGGGUUUUGUUGGUGGUCCAUGCGCAAUGCAUGCCCUAUCCAAUGCCACCUCCAUCUCCUAAUACGCUUACUGAUGGUGUAAGUCCUAGCUCUUUCCCUCACUUCUUCGUUGGUAACCCUCAUCGGCCAAUAUAUCUUUAACAACCUCCUUAGACACUUGUGGAGGAAUGUGUCUAGCUUUAACUCAUCCCUCUUGGUCAUUUUCCAAGUCUUGCAUCCAUAGAGUAGCGCUGCUAUGAUGCUGGACUUGAAGAUCCUGAUCUUGGUGUUUUUGCUCAGUUGACCACUUCUCCAGAUCUUGGCUAGUUUGUUAAAUGCUGCUGUAGCUUUUCCCAAGUGGCUCUUGAUGUCAUCCUCAACCCCUCCAUGUUUGGUCACUCUGGUCACACAUAAUCAAAGCCGUCCACGUCGUCUAUUUCCUUUCCAUCUACUACAACUGCAUUGUUGUUCUUUGCAUUGAUCCUCUGACAUGAGUUUGGUUUUCUUGGUGCUUAUUUUCAGGCCCAUUCCCUUCCCGUUUCUAUUCAGCUGGUCAUUCUUCGUCUGAAUGUGUGUGAAUGUACUUGAGAUUGGUGCCAAGCUGUCUGCAAAGUCUAAGUCCUCUAACGUAGUUGUGAUGCCUGUUCCUGCAUGUUUGACUGUCCUCCUCAUCACCCAGUCAACCACUGAGAGAAACAGGAAUCCUGACUCUCUCCCACCCUAGCGUUCCAGUCCCUCAUUACCAAGAGCAUGUCGUGUCUGGGAAUCGCAUCCAAUGUCUUCUGCAAUUGAUUGUAAACGGUCUCCUUUGCCUCGUUUUCUGCAUCCUUUGUUAGAGCGUACACUUGUACUGUAGGUGUCCUUUGCCUUAUCUUCUGCAUCCUAUGUUGGAGCGUACACUUGUACUGUAGUUGACUAUGUAUUUAGAGUAGAAUCUAACUGUAAUGAUAUGGUCGCUGACAGGUGUCCAACUCUCCAGACAUCCACUGGCAUACCUGGUCAUCACAAUUGCUACUCCAGUUUGGUGAACGUCACCUUCCCUACCCGAGUAGAGGAUGGUCUCUCCGGUCUGAGUUCUGAGCCUGCCAAACCCAGCCCACCUGCACUCGCUAAAUCCCACGAUGCUGAUCCUAUAUUGUUGCAUCUCUGAUGUUACUUCAGCUGUUUUGCCAAUGCUAUACAUGGUCCUCAGAUUCCAGCAUCCUGAAUCCUAUACAUAAUUUUGGGAUUAGCCAACAAUCCUCUCGGUCUAUGAGCUUCUUUGCAGAUUUCACCCGUUUCCUUCAUUCCCACGUGAUAAAGUUGUCACCUGGAGUUUGGCAAGUUGCCUUGUUUGAUCCAGUAUAGUUUGUCCUCAACAAGUCUCUGGUUUCCGUAAUCAGGUUUUUUUAUGGCAUAGGGUAAUUAGCCGUACGACCAACUCCAUUGGAGAUGGUUGGUGUGUUACUGGGAUUUUCCUUCCCCUAGGUAGUUGCCUUGUUAGGCUUACAGGUACUACUCCCUGGGGUUUGGCUUGGAGUUUUCCAUCUCCUAGAUGGGCUGCUUCCCAUGGCUAGAGAGCCCUAUCUGCCGUUUCCUAUCACCAGCCAAUCUCCGAGCUGAGCUGGCUACCCUGACGUAGUUCAGCCGGUGGGUCAACACCAUUGCCUGGGGUGUGGCGUUGCCUUGUCUGCAACUUCUGGGAGCCAUACGUCAGAGCUGGGUGUCGUAUGUGGACCAGUGCAGUUCAGGCACUCUGGGAAGAGUGUUACUGCCCCUCCUGCAGAGGUACUACCACACGCACCCAUACACCCCAGUUAAUUGACAUACCAGUAGUUUAUAUUCUUGUUUAUGCAGUUAAACGUUUAUGUUUAUUUGUAGGUUUUUACCUGUUUUCUGACAAUGAAAAAGAUGAGUUUUUCAGCAGUUUUUGGAGGAGCUUUAUCAGCUUGUUUGUCUUACUCACCACAGCAAACUAUCCUGAUGUGAUGAUGCCAUCUUAUUGGAGGUUACAAUGGGCUGUCGUAUAUUUUGCUGUUUACAUUUCAGUUGUCCUUUACUUCCUCAUGAAUUUGCUUUUGGCUGUGGUGUAUGACACAUUUACCAACAUUGAAAAGAAUAAGUUUCGCCAGCUUUUUCUUCACAAAAGGCACGCUGUUAGGCAGGCUUACAGGCUACUCUGUUCUGAAAACCCUCCACUUGAACACUGGAUCUCAUUAAAUAACUUUAUUGACUUGAUGUCAUUUUACAAACCCAAAAGUACUCUCGUGGAGAAAUAUCUUAUUUUCAAGUCAUUAGAUACAAGUGGAAGAAGGCAACUUAGUCUGGAUGAAUUUUAUCACAUAUUUGAGAACAGUGAGAUGGAAUGGAAGCAAGUAUGUCCCCUGAAGUAUUUUAAUAGGCUGAUUUAGCAACAGGACAGGAACAUCAGAUGAUGACUGCAGGGCGUGUGGAAUAA